AGUUGGUAACUACUCUGAGGGCAGAUUUUCAGCAAAAAGAGUAACUGAAGCUUUGUUGAUGAUGGCUGACUGUCACUUUCCAUAACUGGGGUGGCCAGGCUUCAUUCCCGGGUGGCACUGGCCACUUUUGGCCACCUCUUCGCCUCUGCUUCCGUUUUUUGAGCUGGGAAGAGUGCUGGCCUGAACACGUAUUUUCCACAGGUGGAAGAAUGCGGAGGAGAAACAGAGCAACUAAGGCAGAGACACACUCUGUUCUGUGGACCGAAUGAUAUCUAGCUAAAAGUCCCUUCGCUUUUGGCCAGCUGUCGAAAUCACGCGGACCUUUUUCGGAUUUUGUGGCAGUGUCGACAAAAAUGCUGCUUUUUAAAUAUGCGUGGGUUCUUUUGUGUCUUGUGGCUUUCAGGGACUUUUGGCACAUCUCAGAUGUAUCAGCUGUUCUACAUGGAGGCCUGUCACGCCCAGAUUUCAUCAGAACUGUCAGUGAGGCCAACAUGAUGUUUGAGUUCUUACUGAGUGGUCUUGUGAUCGAUGUGGACAACAACAUUGCCAUGAGGGACCAAGAAAUGGCCUCCAUGAGGCAGGGCCGAGCUUUCUUAGCCCUUAUAAAUGAUAACAUUCCCAAGACUGUGCCAGCAAUGGAGGAGCUACUGAUCGCUCUGGAAGAUGAAGAGAAGUCCUUCAGUCAGUCCAAUUUUGAGACCCUCAUCCUGGGAAUCAUCUAUUCGGCCUACCAGGUCCACAAACAAGAGGUUGAGAGGCAGGAAGUUCAGCAGAAAGCUUGGGCAGGUGUCCUUGGCCGCCUGGCAAAUGUUACUUUUGUUCAGCUACGCAGCUAUUAAACUGUGCCACAAAUACAGAAAGAAAUUGCAGCUUCCAGGCUAUGUUUUCAGUCCUGACAGACACCUCCCACUAACAACAGUAUAUAUAUUACUGUCAAGGUGUAUUUUACAGGAGUUUGUAUAAAUGCGUAUUCUCCUCCACAUCUCAUCUACUUUGUGUUCUAGUGCUUGCAUGUCCAGUUUCUGUGUUUUAUGUUUCCUGCUUUUUUCUGAUGCUGAAAAAUGAAGUACUUGUAAUUAAUGGCCGUUUUGACUGGAAAUAAAAAAACACAAAUUUCGCACAGUA
This is a messenger RNA of Colossoma macropomum (tambaqui), 1125 nucleotides long. Its product is annotated as protein FAM180A. The record is from RefSeq and is a predicted model, not a curated record. The transcript has 3 exons. NCBI's taxonomy places the organism in Eukaryota, Metazoa, Chordata, Actinopteri, Characiformes, Serrasalmidae. Bases 354 to 839 code for a protein of 161 amino acids.